Penicillium nucicola is the source of this 1830-nucleotide messenger RNA. RefSeq lists its product as uncharacterized. Bases 1 to 1830 code for a protein of 609 amino acids. NCBI's taxonomy places the organism in Eukaryota, Fungi, Ascomycota, Eurotiomycetes, Eurotiales, Aspergillaceae. The transcript has 5 exons. The record is from RefSeq and is a predicted model, not a curated record.
AUGGACCAUUUACAGCCGUUCGCCUUUCCCCGUUUCUCAGGAGAUCUUUCUUCCAGGGCUUCCCUUUGGCUCCCUUGGGUCCUCAUGGUUGUACCAAGAGGAUCGGUCCGGUUCGUACUUGUGCUAAAUGCCAGUCCAGAGCCGAAGACGAAACUUGCGCCGCUUGAUCGGCCGUCAUAUACCUUUAUCGAUCACGAUGAUGAUUUGACCUCCAAGAGGAUCAAAGAUGUCAAUGCUCGCAAAGCCAUCCGCUCUCAUGUCAUGCGCCAUGUGCGCCGACGUGAGAGACUUGCAGGGUUGAAACGAACCUCCAGACGUGCGCAACAUGAUGCUUCGCAGGUUGUUGAGGACGAGAAUGAGCAGAGAUUGGUGGUAAGGUCUCAGUCCCAGUCCUCUGCCUCUCCUCCGGUCCUAGGCCCGGGUAAUUUCCGCUAUUCUUUGGCUCAAAGAGGACGUCCAGCAAGAUGGUGUGCUGGCUAUCCUUUGCCACUUCACUCAAAUCCUAACCCUCCCACCUCAUGGUUCCUCGAUCCGUUCUCCACCCUACCAGGCACCGGUGAGCUUCCGUUGAUGGUUGCUCACUUGAUGUAUUACUGGAAAACAAUAUUUGUCCCCAUGACAUUCCCCAACACGAGCAACAGUUCAACACAAGAAAUGGAGCUCAUGGUGCGGUCCUCAUUCUCGGAUAAGGGCAGCUUCUUUGGGUUAAUGAGCAUGUGCGCUGCACAUCGAGCCGUUCUCGCGAGCCAGCAUACGAUUAUCUUCAACUCAGAUGACCAAAAUCAGGCCCUUGACUCUGACUAUUGUAUGAUGAGGGCAAUGUCUAUUGGAGAAAUGAAUACGAAAAUGCAAGAUCCGAAUCGCAGACUUAGUGACGAGGCAUUUGAUACUAUCAUCAACCUCCUGACUGGCGCGCUUAUCAUCGGCGAAUUUGAAGAAGCUCAUAUUCAUCUCAAAGGACUCAAACGUAUGGUUGAGCUGCGAGGUGGAAUAACAGAUGACAGCAUCCGUUCGUCUUCGAUGUUGUCUGCUAUCAUUACCACCGACAUCAAAGCCGCGUCUGGCUUAAUGAUCAAGCCUGUCUUUCCCUUGACGUGGGAUGCCCAGCCCGUUCCGUCGGAUAUUCAGCAACGCAUUAGGCCACAAGCUUCCUCUCCUCUCAAUAAUCUUGGAUCGGGCUUUUUCGCCAAUUCCUUGAUCAGUCCACCCUUGCGACAGAUUUUGUAUGUGCUACGAGAUAUGGUUUACUUCAGCACCGUGAAUCAGAUGACACCUGCAAUUAUUCAACCCAUUGAUCAGGACUUUUUUCGAGUCCUUAACUGCGAAGCAGAGCAUCAACUGCUCAGCUACAUCUAUACAGAUGACUCUCCCAAUCCAGGGUUAAUACUUCACCCUAUUGAAGCCGUCACCAGAGUGGCUUCUAUCUGUUUUCUUAACCAUUUUCUGAUUGUUUCACCGUCAUCGUCUGGCUUAGGCCGAGCACUUACGAGACACCUCACAAUGGCAGUGGAGAACUGUAAAUUAUCUCUCCUGCAGGGAUUAUCCAAUGAGAACUUUGGUCUGUAUGCUUGGGCACUCUUUGUCGGAGCUCAGGGCUCUCAAGGCCAGACUAAGCGAGCUUGGUUUGUGGAGCGUUUAGCCCACGUUGCGAUGGUAUGUGGGUGGCAAUCGUGGGAACAAGUCUCGAAAGUUAUGGCCAAUUAUCUAUUUGUAAUGACGUUGGAUGGCUUGAGUUGGCGAUCUAUAUGGGACGAAGUAAUGACUGGGUUUGUGAUUUCCGAAGCGGACGAACUGGAAUGUCUUUUUGAACGAGAUGCACUCGUCAACUAG